This is a messenger RNA of Quercus robur (English oak), 1964 nucleotides long. RefSeq names its product heat shock 70 kDa protein 1-like. Gene Ontology annotation, cellular component: cytoplasm. The record is from RefSeq and is a predicted model, not a curated record. Gene Ontology annotation, molecular function: heat shock protein binding; ATP hydrolysis activity; misfolded protein binding. The transcript is spliced from 2 exons. NCBI's taxonomy places the organism in Eukaryota, Viridiplantae, Streptophyta, Magnoliopsida, Fagales, Fagaceae. Gene Ontology annotation, biological process: protein refolding; cellular response to unfolded protein. The coding region runs from base 1 to 1860 and encodes 619 amino acids.
AUGUCAAAGUCGAACCAAGGAGAGGGUCCGGCAAUAGGGAUCGAUCUGGGAACGACGUACUCGUGUGUGGCAGUGUGGCAAAAUGAAAGAGUAGAGAUAAUAGUGAAUGAUCAGGGAAACAGGACUACUCCCUCCUAUGUUGCUUUCACUCCUGCCCAACGCUUGGUUGGUGAUGCCGCCAUGAACCAGGUUGCUUGUAACCCCACCAACUCUGUCUACGAUGCAAAGAGGUUGAUUGGUAGGAGAUUUUCUGAUCCCUUGGUUCAGAGCGAUAUCAACCUUUGGCCAUUUAAGGUCAUUAAAGGUCCUAGUGAUAAGCCUAUGAUUGUGGUCAACUAUAAGGGCAAAGAGAAGCGUUUUGCUGCUGAGGAAAUCUCAUCUAUGAUCCUGAAAAAGAUGAAAGAGAUGGCCGAAGCCUACCUGGGUACAACUGUGAAGAAUGCGGUUGUUACUGUCCCUGCUUACUUCAAUGACUCCCAGUGUAAGGCUACAAAGGAUGCUGGAGGCAUUGCAGGCCUCAAUUUCCUGCGUAUAAUCAAUGAACCAACUGCCGCAGCCAUUGCAUAUGGUAUAGAAAAGAUGGCAGACAAAAUUGGCAAAAGAAAUGUGUUGAUUUUUGAUUUGGGUGGUGGUACUGCUGAUGUCUCACUACUAACUAUUGAGAAUGGUGUCUUCAAAGUGAAGGCCGUCGCUGGAGACACCCACCUUGGAGGUGAGGACUUAGCUAACAGAAUGGUAAAGCACUUUAUUGAAAUAUUUAAGAGGCAACACAAGGUGGACAUUAGUGAUAACUCCAAAGCUCUUAGGAGGCUAAGAACUGCUUGUGAGAAGGCAAAGAGGAUUCUUUCUUCCGCAGUUGAGACAAACAUUGAAGUCGAUUCUUUGUAUAAAGGUAUUGAUUUCUUUUCAACUAUCACCCGUGCCAAAUUUGAGGAACUCAAUAUGGAUUUGUUCAAGAAGUGUAUCGAUAUUGUGGAGAAGUGCCUGACUGACGCCAAGAUGAACAAGAGUUGUGUCCAUGAUGUUGUUGUUUCGGGUGGUUCUUCCAGAAUUCCUAAGGUGCAGCAAUUGUUACAGGACUUCUUCAAUGGGAAGGAGCUUUGUAAGAGCAUUAAUCCAGAUGAGGCUGUGGCUUAUGGAGCUGCUGUUCAAGCUGCUAUCUUGACUGGUAUAGGUAAUGAGAAACUUCAAGAUAUCGUGCACUUAGAUUUCACCCCUUUAUCUCUUGGCAUAUCAGUUCGUCAUACAAAAGAUAUGUUUGUUUUGAUUCCAAGGAAUUCCUCCUUUCCUGCCAAAAAGGAGAGAAACAUCACCACUAUACGUGACAACCAAACUUCUAUGAUAAUCUCAGUUUACGAGGGUGAGAGAGCAAGAAAUAGGAAUAACAUCUUCUUGGGGGAAUUUUUGCUUCGUGGUAUUCCUCCAGCACCCAGGGGUGUGGCUAAUGUAAAAGUUUGCUUUGAUAUUGAUGCUAAUGGUAUCUUGAGUGUUUCUGCCAAGGAGACUACCACUGGUUCGAUGAGGAAGAUCACUAUCACUAAAUAUAAGCCAAGACUGUCCAGUGAAAUGAUUAACAGGAGGGUCAAGGAUGCAGAGAUGUACAAGGCUAAGGAUGAUAAACACAGAAAGAAGGUUAACGCUAAGGCAGCAUUGGAGAACUAUGCGUACAAAAUGAGGAAUAUCAUCAAUGAUGAGAAGAUUGGUGCCAAGCUUGACCCUGCAAGUAAGAAAAAGAUUAAAGAUGCUAUUAAACAGGUGAUUCAGUGGUCAGGUGGCUUCCUGCACCAGCUCCAGGAUUCAGAACUGUAUGAAGCAAAGCUAAAAUGGCUCCAGAGCGUUUGCAAACCCAUCAGUAUUUGAGGCAGCACCAAAAAAGAUGAUAUUCUUUAGAGUCCGCAGCAGUACCGUCGUAUCUUUUUUAUUUUUUACUACGUUUGUGUUCGUCCUAGCGUUUUCUUGUUAGU